Molecule: messenger RNA, 2196 nt
Organism: Staurois parvus
Lineage: Eukaryota; Metazoa; Chordata; Amphibia; Anura; Ranidae
Source: the annotation of a GenBank genome assembly
AUGGAGGAAGCUAGUUUGUGCCUUGGAGUUUCUUCAGCUGUGCCUGACGUUGACACUCACCUCAACAACUCUUUGCUGAAUGGCCAGUAUUCAAUGAGUCAGAAGCUACACCAGAUCACUUCCCAGCUCAGUCAUGCCUUCCCAGAGCUGCAGAACCGCCAGAAAUCCGAAGACAAGCCUGUGACGCCCUUAGAAGAGAAAAGUCAUGUGUCGAUGACAGGUCAACCGAUCAACAACCAGAUGGCUUUAUUGGCCAACCAACUCAAUCGGGAAGUUGAUAGCGGUCUUAAUGGAAGAGUUGACCUGCAACAGUUUCUCAAUGGACAGAACCUUGGGAUCAUGUCCCAGAUGAGUGACAUUGAGGAUGAUGCACGGAAGAACAGAAAGUACCCGUGUCCACUUUGCGGCAAGCGUUUCCGUUUUAAUAGCAUAUUGUCACUACACAUGCGUACUCACACUGGGGAAAAGCCUUUUAAGUGCCCCUAUUGUGACCACCGGGCAGCCCAGAAGGGCAACUUGAAGAUCCACCUACGCACUCACAAACUUGGAAAUCUUGGCAAAGGCCGAGGGAGAGUCAGAGAAGAAAACCGGCUUUUGCAUGAGCUGGAGGAAAGAGCAAUAUUACGGGACAAACAGAUGAAAAGCAGCCUUCUUCAGCCCCGACUGGACGUGAAACCACAACAACAGCACUUACAGCAAUCCCCCUUACCCAACUGUCACGUAUCAGUGCCAGCGAAUCAUAACACUUCUGACAUUUCCAGCAAAGUGCCAUCUCCGAAACCUGCGGUUGUUCAAGAGGAGGCAGUUGCUCCCACCACAGGAUUCAGAUGCACAUUCUGCAAAGGUAAAUUUAAAAAACGGGAAGAGCUGGAUAGGCAUAUCCGAAUAUUGCACAAGCCUUACAAGUGCACUCUUUGUGAUUUUGCUGCCUCUCAGGAGGAAGAGUUGAUUAGUCAUGUAGAGAAGGCCCACAUCACAGCAGAGUCCGUUCAAGGCCAAGGUUCCAGUGGUAAUGGAGAGCAGUCAACCAGUGAAUUCCGCUGCGAAGUUUGUGGUCAGGUCUUUAGCCAAGCUUGGUUCUUGAAGGGCCACAUGAGGAAGCACAAGGAUUCAUUUGAGCAUUGCUGCCAGAUAUGCGGAAGGCGCUUCAAAGAGCCUUGGUUUUUGAAAAACCACAUGAAGGUCCACCUAAACAAAUUGUCUGUCAAGAACAAGUCCCCCAGUGAAGCAGAGGUUCCAGGCUCAAUUAAUAGCAUUUCACAGGAGACUCACACCAAUCUUUACUCCAGAUAUAUAUCUUGCUUACAAAGCGGCUUUAUGCCUGCCGAUAAAGCAAAUUUGAGUGAACAUGGCCACAUUUAUAACAAAUCUGAUUUGAAAGAGAAGGAUGUCAUUGGUAAACUUCUGUCACCAAUCACCGGCUUGGCUCAUAACAUGUCUGAAAGCGAAAAGCAUUCUUUGCUUGGCUCCCUCAAUUUGGUGCCUCCACUUAAAUCCAGUUGCAUAGAACGGUUGCAGGCUGCAGCUAAAGCAGCUGAGAUGGAUCCAGUCAACAGCUACCAAGCUUGGCAACUUAUGGCAAGAGGAAUGGCUAUGGAGCACAGCUUCCUGUCUAAAGAACAGCAGAUACAACGAAACCAUGAAGACAGUUUAUCCAGUCCUGGGGUUCUGUUUGAUAAAGAAAAGAGAGAGUAUGUUAUUGUUGGACCGGAUGGCUCCAAGCAGAAAAUGCCAACUGAUUUGGUUCACAGCUCCAAAAUGUGUAACCAGAGAGAUGUGCCAUCUAAACUUGACCUCCUUGAAAGCACGAGAGAUUUCUUGUCCCAUGGCCUAAACAAGGGGCAUGAAUACAGCAUUCAAGGCCAUGGAGCCCUGAAUGAUAAACCAACUGAAUGUCCAGAUUGUGGUAGGGUCUUUAGAACCUACCACCAAGUUGUGGUGCACUCGAGGGUCCACAAACGAGACAGAAAAGCAGAAGAAGAGGCACUUCGCAUGAGCCUGGAGGAGCGGCGAGGAUCAGGGAGCGACCAGGAAUCUCAGUCUAUGAGCCGGUCCACCACACCAGGGUCUUCAAACAUCACGGAGGAAAGUGGAAACGGUGGUGCCCUGUCCCAAGCUGGAAGUGCACAGGAAGACAGUCCUCAUCCAUCCUCCCCUUCAUCUUCAGGUAUGAAACAAUACAUAUCUCUGAAAUGA